AUGGUGAAUCCGGUGGGACUCAGGUUUCUUCCGACCGAAGAAGAGAUCGUUGACCACUACCUCAGGUUAAAAAAUCACGGUGGUUCCAACACGAGCCAUGUCGAUCAAGUCAUUAGCACAAUUAAUAUCUGUAACUUCGAUCCUUGGGAGUUACCUCGGCAGUCGAAGAUGGAGUCAAAAGAUAAGGUUUGGUAUUUCUUCGGACGCAAGGAGAAGAGAUAUAACAGAGGUGAACGUCAGAUCAGAAAAACCAAGUCUGGUUUUUGGAAGAAAACUGGAGUUACAAUGGAUAUCAAGCGAAAGAGAUCAGGGCAUCGCGAAAAGAUCGGUGAGAAAAGAGUUUUAGUGUUUCACUCGAGCGGAUCCAAAACCAACUGGAUCAUGCACGAGUAUGACGCUGCUUGCUUGUCUCCUACUCAGAACAUGACAUAUACAAUCUGCAAAGUACACAAAAAGGAUGAGGCUACAGAGAUUUCUUCUCCUGGUAGUGAUAUUGAUGCGCAUAGUCUCUCUCUAGGCACUCAUAUGAAUAACUCUGGAGGAGAAUCUAGUACUGCAGCAUCUGAGGAACCAAAGAAUCCACACCAGCUUAGUGUUUUUUUUGAUAAGAAGCAAGAAACUGAGCUCGAAGAAGCAAUUCACGGGGCUUUCGACAAUCUGUCAAGUUAUGAUUGGAAAUACUUGCUUGGUGAUGAUGAGCAGAGUAAGACUGUUUCUAUGCAAAACUCAUUGAUCGGUGUCUUCGACUGGGCAUAA
Messenger RNA from Brassica oleracea var. oleracea, 756 nucleotides. RefSeq names its product NAC domain-containing protein 5-like. The transcript has 5 exons. Gene Ontology annotation, molecular function: DNA binding. The record is from RefSeq and is a predicted model, not a curated record. The coding region runs from base 1 to 756 and encodes 251 amino acids. NCBI's taxonomy places the organism in Eukaryota, Viridiplantae, Streptophyta, Magnoliopsida, Brassicales, Brassicaceae. Gene Ontology annotation, biological process: regulation of DNA-templated transcription.